AAGACAGACUGCUCCCGGUGCACUCACCAAGUUUAGCAAAGCGCAAAAACUCAUCACUUGCAGUAGCAGACCUCCCCCUCUCCCCAAAACACACCGAGACUUCAGAGGUGAUGCAGCCUCUGUAACGCAGGGACAAGGUAUCGCUGUGCAAGAAAAGGUCCAUCGAAAACAAGGGAUAUUCUGUCUGCAGUUUUCAACCAAACAUGAAACCUCAAUAUUUCACCCAAGUUCUAAUACUUCUGUGCAUAUCUUGUGGUGCAAGUGCACUGGCAACAAGUAUCCCCGCUUUGUCGGCCAAUUUCACCAGUCCUGGCGCAGCGCACAGCCAUGGAACAGACACCACGACUAUUUCUAAAGCCAGGAGGAAGCGAUACAUCAGCCAGAAUGACAUGCUCGCUAUUCUUGAUUACCAUAACAAAGUGAGAGGGAAGGUGUUUCCACCAGCAUCAAACAUGGAAUACAUGGUGUGGGACGACACCCUGGCUAAGACGGCAGAGGACUGGGCUCAUGCCUGCCUGUGGGAGCACGGGCCGCCUCACCUCCUCCGUUUCCUCGGUCAAAACCUCUCUGUCAGGACGGGACGCUAUCGAUCCAUUCUGCAGCUGGUAAAGCCAUGGUAUGAUGAGGUCAAAGAUUACUCUUUUCCAUACCCUCGUGACUGCAACCCCCGGUGCCCACUCAGAUGUUAUGGACCCAUGUGUACCCAUUACACUCAGAUGGUGUGGGCAACAUCCAACAAAGUGGGCUGCGCAGUUCACACAUGCCAUAAUAUGAACGUAUGGGGUUCAGUGUGGAAACGGGCAACUUAUUUAGUCUGCAACUACUCACCAAAGGGUAACUGGAUCGGAGAGGCCCCCUACAAAGUAGGCGUCCCCUGCUCUGCCUGCCCUCCCAGCUACGGAGGCUCCUGCAACAACAACAUGUGCUUCCCCGCUCUCAAGACAAACUACCUGCACUGGUUCAAAUAAACACAGGUUUUCCUUUUUGACAUAAGCUAACACCCUGCAGUACCACAGAGACAGUACUUCAAUCCUUUAAGGAUUUGCACAACAGUCUUGGACCACACUAUUUUGUAUAUAUGGGCUUAUUUAAAGACACAAACAUACAUUUGAAGGCAGCAUAUGAUUUUAAAAUGAUGACUUGUAAAUAAACUGUAAAUUUAUUUCAUUUGUACCAGAAUUGCUAUGGGAAUUUUAAUUGAUUGGAUAUAAUUUAUGUGUAGAGUGGGUCCUUAAACACAGAAUAUAUUGUAUGUGGUGCUGCGUUUUCACUGUGUGUUUUACCAUUGACAACAUGCUAAUUAAGGUCAUAACAGGAUCAUAGCUGCUCAUACCUGCUCACUCUGGUGCUACGGGCAUCACACCUUCAUGUUGUGUGCUCUGCCUACACAGGAAUGUUUGUGAUGUUGACAUCAAAGCUUUUGACCUCAGAGGCUGAAAACCCUACACUGGUGGCGUCAGCUUUGUGGCCACCCGAGGUCAAACAAACUUCGGCAUUAUUGAAAUUUCCAUUCAUGUCCCGCAACAAAUUAGCAAGGUUUGUUGACACAAGUGCACUUACAGCAAACUGAAAUGAAUUGACAAAAAGAAGUCCGACUUGGUGGUCUCUUUAAACGCCCAGUGUCAUCAUAGAUUAUGCCUCUAAUGUCAAAAGCCCUUUUUGUUUCAACAUAUUCAGUUAAAUCUGCACUGAUUCCCUUGUAUUUCAUUACAGACAUGACACUAUAAGAGUUUCAAACUUUUGAGUCAUACUUUAUACUAACUAGAGCACAUACAUUAAGUCUGACCCUCAUAUCUGUUUGCUAAUCAUAUUUGAACAUUGUGUAAUGGUAUGUUGUACACCAAUAUAUUGAUAUGUCUGACAAACCCUUUGUUCAUAUUUUGUUCUGAUCACUGAUGUAGUUUUUUUUUUUCUUCCUGGCACUCAAGUGCACCUUAAUCUUUUGUAAACUGCCAAAAUACUUGGAAAUGAUUAUUUUUUUGUACAUGUAGAUAAUCAUAAUACCUUGUCUAUCCUUAAAAAAAAAACAAGUAUACUGUAAGUUAUUCAUUUUUAUAUGGGGAAAAUAUUUAAUUGAUUGUAUUUUUUUAUUGUUUUGUAAAAGGAUUGUAAAUAUGUCCAACUGAUUAAAAAGUGCUGAAUAAGGUUCAAUCGCA
Labrus mixtus (cuckoo wrasse) is the source of this 2156-nucleotide messenger RNA. RefSeq names its product peptidase inhibitor 15a (gene pi15a). Lineage: Eukaryota; Metazoa; Chordata; Actinopteri; Labriformes; Labridae. The transcript has 6 exons. The record is from RefSeq and is a predicted model, not a curated record. The coding region runs from base 204 to 968 and encodes 254 amino acids. Gene Ontology annotation, cellular component: extracellular region.